Messenger RNA from Daphnia magna, 1202 nucleotides. RefSeq names its product E2F-associated phosphoprotein. NCBI's taxonomy places the organism in Eukaryota, Metazoa, Arthropoda, Branchiopoda, Diplostraca, Daphniidae. The record is from RefSeq and is a predicted model, not a curated record. Gene Ontology annotation, biological process: positive regulation of cell population proliferation. Bases 430 to 1182 code for a protein of 250 amino acids. The transcript is spliced from 2 exons. Gene Ontology annotation, cellular component: nucleus.
UAAAAGAAAAUUAAACAUAACAAUUUUUAAAUGCAACGAAAGUUAAUUUGUGACUGCAUUAUUGAUAUACCGUUCUUCAAAGCUUUCAUUAGAAAAUAGAAACGUUUGUUUUAAAUCAAAAUAUUUUGUUAACUAUUGGACAUGCGCAGGACAUGCGAGCCAAUGAUCGACUUACAAGGAUGUCAACAAAGGAGAAUCCGUAGUCCGAGUCCACCGCAAUACCACUUCGUUGUCUGUGGCAAUACUAAUAGUCUACUUCAGUUACCACCAUCGAAGUUGGAAAAAAAACGUAAUAACGUCGUCUUAUUAACGUAAGAAAAUCGUAAGUGGUCAGAUACCAAAUCUAAAAGUUGAAGUUUUAUCAGUUUAUUACCAACUUCCACUGUGACUGGCUUGAAUCGAAUCCAUUCAUAUCAGCAAAGUCUUCAAAUGGAUUCGGAUGACGAAUAUAUUGUACAACAAUUUAGCGAGGACGGAGGGAUUGACUCGAGUGAUGAAGAUGAAAUGGUCAUGAAAGAAUUUUUCCGGCAAUCAGGUUCUGGGUUAAAAAGAUCAUUAAAAGAUUUUGAGAGUGAAAUGGAAAACGAAGCAGACAUACGUGUUGCAGCUUACCUAGAGAAAGAACAGUUUUGUGAUCCUUUGAAGGCUGAGAGUGAUAAAAAAGAAGUAAGAAAAUCUAGGGAUUACUUUGACACUGAUUCAGAAGAAGGUGAAGAAACAGAAGAUCCAACGGUGGAGGCAAAAUCAAACAUGGAUUUAUUUUAUGAUCCUCUAAUGGAUUCCAAAGAUGAAAAAUAUGUCCAAAGACAAAGAGACAUGUACAGAACAAAGCUCAUGAAUCGAACCAAGCCAAAACCUUUACCUAAUAGUGAUGCAGUAUUGAAUUGCCCUGCUUGCUUCACCACCUUGUGUCAUGACUGCCAAAGGCAUGAAACCAUAAAAACACAAUAUAGAGCAAUGUUCACCUUCCACUGUCAAGUCGACCUUGGAGAGGUCAUGAAAGUUCCUCUUCACUCCCAAAAAAACCGUUCCAAGAAGGCUUUGAGUCAGCCCGGGGAACUUCAUUUCAGCGGUGAGGAAGAAACUUACCACCCAGUGCGGUGUUCAGUAUGCAAUACGCACGUGGCUAUGCUCGAUAGCGAUGAGGUGUAUCAUUUUUUCAAUGUAGUAACGAGUCAUUGAAUAAACUCAUUACUUUAGCA